CUAGGUUCCGCCCACAGAACCCAAUCAGCGGAACUCGGAAAAAGAUCUCCGCUUUGCCCUGCCUGCCUGCGCCGGACGGAGCCACCCCACCCACCCAAGCGACCGGAGCGGCGAGCGGCGAGCGGCGGAGGAAGGGAGAGAUGGCGGCGACGGGGGAGGAGACGGUGCGGGCGUCGCACAUCCUGAUCAAGCACGAGGGGUCCCGGCGCAAGGCGUCCUGGAAGGACCCCGAGGGCCGGGUCAUCUCCGCCACCACGCGCGCCGACGCCGCCGCGCGCCUCGGCGACCUCCGCGCCCAGAUCCUCGCCGGCCGCGCCUCCUUCGCCGACCUCGCCGCGCAGCACUCCGACUGCUCCUCCGCCCGCCGCGGCGGCGACCUAGGCACCUUUGGGAGGAGGCAGAUGCAGAAGCCCUUCGAGGACGCCACGUAUGCUCUCAAGGUGGGGGAGAUCAGCGACAUCAUCGACACCGAGAGCGGGGUUCACAUCAUCCUGCGUACCGCAUAAGGAGAAAGAAGAAGCCCACGCCGUCACCGUCACAGCACCCUCUGAUGUUAUCUAGCCCUUUUCCUUCUUCCAGGGCCUGCGGCUCUUCUCAUUCUGGCAGCCCCAAACUUGAAUGAAGAAAAAUGUCUUGUAUCGUCUCACCAUUUUGCUACGGCCAUUAGAGCUGGUUGAUACCAUCAUCACAGGUCAAUGUUUGAGCUUAUGAUGUCUUGAUCGGGAAA
Molecule: messenger RNA, 727 nt
Organism: Aegilops tauschii subsp. strangulata
Lineage: Eukaryota; Viridiplantae; Streptophyta; Magnoliopsida; Poales; Poaceae
Product: peptidyl-prolyl cis-trans isomerase Pin1
Cellular component (GO): cytosol; nucleus
Molecular function (GO): peptidyl-prolyl cis-trans isomerase activity
Source: RefSeq, a predicted model, not a curated record